This is a messenger RNA of Podarcis raffonei (Aeolian wall lizard), 1620 nucleotides long. It is a transcript of the gene EPCAM, whose product is annotated as epithelial cell adhesion molecule. NCBI's taxonomy places the organism in Eukaryota, Metazoa, Chordata, Lepidosauria, Squamata, Lacertidae. The transcript has 9 exons. Gene Ontology annotation, cellular component: membrane. Bases 271 to 1197 code for a protein of 308 amino acids. The record is from RefSeq and is a predicted model, not a curated record.
GAGAAAGCGAGCGACACAGGUGCCAGGGGAGGCGGCGGCUGAGAGGAGGCCCCAGGUGCAACCUGAGACGUCGGGCGCGGCCGGCCGAGAGGGGGCUUGGUCUACCUGCGGAACCUGCUGAGCAGCUUGAGCGUCUUCGCGAGGGGAGAAAGGGCGCCGCGGAGCCUCGAGGAGAAGACCUGUCGAAGCAGCGCUCCUCUUUAUUACUAUUUUUUUUAAUUUUACUUAUUUUGCCUCCUUUGCCUACCUGUUCCUUCAACUUGCCCGGCGAUGGAGCUGCCCCGCGGGACCGUCUACCUGGCGCUGGCGAUGCUGGCGCUCGCCGCCACCGUAAACAGCAGUUGCUUAUGCCUGAACAACAAGCACGCGGUAAACUGUGCUUCAAUUAGCAGUACAUGCAGAUGCACAAGUUUUGGGUCCAAUGUCACAGUGGACUGUGGAACAUUGUCUUCAAAAUGCCUGCUGAUGAAAGCAGAAAUAUACCGCAAAAACACUGGCAGAAGUAAUAGACCACAACAUGCUAUUAGAGACAAUGAUGGCAUUUAUGAUCCAGAAUGUGAUGACAAUGGUAACUUCAAAGCUAAGCAGUGCAAUGGUACAGACACUUGCUGGUGUGUGAACUCAGCUGGAGUACGAAGAACUGACAAGGGGGGUAAAGACAUUAAAUGUGAUGAAGUAGUAAGGACAAGCUGGAUUUCGAUGGAAAUGAAGCACUCUGGGACAGAAACUGAUUUGGACAAACCUAGCCUUGAGAGUGAAAUCAGAGAACAACUUUCUCAGCGUUACAAAUUGAAUAAAAAUCACAUAACUGCUACGUAUGAAAAGCCUUUCGUUUUUAUCGAACUGAAACAAAAUGCUACAGAGAAAUCUGCCACAGAUGUAGAUAUCGUUGAUGUGGCAUACUAUUUUGAAAAAGAUAUCAAAGGGGACUCUUUGAUUACAGGACCAAGACUUACCUUUGACAGUUCAACAGGACCUCUUCAAUCUAAUGAUGUUAUAAUCUACUACAUUGAUGACAAGGCACCAGAGUUCACAAUGCAACAUUUGAAUCCUGGUAUUAUUGCUGUAAUUGUGAUUAUAAUACUGGCCAUAGUUGCUGGUAUUCUUGUGCUGGUCUUUACUAGAAGAAAGAAGGGGAAAUAUGAAAAAGCUGAGGUAAAGGAAAUGAAUGAAAUGCACAGAGAACUAAACUCGUAACUGCUGUAACAUGAAAUAAGGAUAAACAUGGCAAAAGCAUGUAAACUGAAGAUUACCUGUAGAGACUUUUUUUGUUUAAAUACUUCCUUACAGUUUAAUAAGAGGAUUACUUCAAAUUUUGACACUAGACUGCAUUUUGCUGGGCUGUAAUCCAUUUUAAAAACAUUUUUACUAGUUGGGCAAGAUGAAUGUCCUUUCUUUGUGUAAAAUGACUGAUGCCUUUUUGUUGGAUGUAUGUUAAAUAACUGUUUUGUAUAAACUUUUUUGAGGUGUCUAGUAAGUUACUAAAUGAAUUUGGCCUCCUUGCAUCUCUUGCAGAUCAUGGAAUAUAGUGUGUGUGGGUUUUUUUAAUGCUUGUAAAUAUUUUCCUUCAAAUUUGCUCUUUUUUUUUUACAAGUAAUUUUAAUAAAUUCUGAAAAUCUU